Molecule: messenger RNA, 489 nt
Organism: Candida tropicalis MYA-3404
Lineage: Eukaryota; Fungi; Ascomycota; Pichiomycetes; Serinales; Debaryomycetaceae
Gene: ARF3
Product: Arf3p
Exons: 1
Coding region: 1-489 (162 amino acids)
Biological process (GO): intracellular protein transport; vesicle-mediated transport
Cellular component (GO): cytoplasm
Molecular function (GO): GTP binding; GTPase activity
Source: RefSeq, a predicted model, not a curated record
AUGAGAAUAUUAAUGUUGGGUUUAGAUAAUGCCGGUAAAACAACCAUAUUGUACAAAUUAAAGUUGGGUAAAACAUCCAAAACAGUACCAACAGUUGGUUUUAACGUUGAAACUGUUAAACACAAGAAUGUUUCAUUUGCAGUAUGGGAUUGUGGUGGUCAAGAAAGAAUUAGACCUUUAUGGAGACAUUAUUUCACUGGUACAAAUGCAUUGAUCUAUGUUGUUGAUUCCCUGGAUGUUGAUAGAUUAGAAGAAUCCAAACAAGAAUUAUUUAGAAUUAUAACUGAUAAGGAAUUAGCUAAUUGUUUGUUGGUUGUUUUGGCCAAUAAACAAGAUGUUGAUGGUGCUGUCAAACCAAAGGAAUUGAUUGAAAAAUUCGAGUUGAAUAAAUUAACUGGAGAACAUACUUGGUCUGUUAUCCCAACUAUUGCUAUUGACGGUACUGGUUUAGUUGAAACUUUGAAUUGGAUCUCAUCUCACUCCAAGUAA